UUUGUGUAGUUCAUUGAUAGUAUUUUAUCGUUCAUUGAUAACAUGGUACAGUCAUUACGUUAAGCAACUACCGCGCCCACUGGUUGUCCCGGUACUAACUAAAAUGAUUUUGUUUACGUUAAAAGUGGACAUUAGUGUUCUAUGUACUUCUGUAUAGUUUAAAGUGUGUGUGAAGUGGUUUGUGUUGCUCAUCCAUUUAAAAUGUGUUUAUAUACGUAUGGUUAAAUAGUAAAAGAUAGAAUAAGAGAGAAAGAGCAAGAGAAAGAGAGCAAUUAAUCACAGAUUUUUUUUCCUUUCUUGGUUGUUAUCGACAUGAUGAUUUUUUCUAAUUCUUACUCAUUAUUAUUAUCUAUGUAAAUUUCUUGUAUUUAAUAUAAAGAAAAUAAUCGAGGACUCUGUCAUUUGCGUAGUUAAUAUUACGAUAUAUUAAACUAAAAAUACUAUGAAGGUUAUGAUCGAUACAAAACAUAUCGAAUCAUUUAGUAUAAAAAUUCGUUGCAUUGUUAAUUUUUCUCUUGACAAAUCAAUGAUAUCUUUUUCUACUAAUUUGUUUAAUUGUAAGCAAAUUUAACUAUCAAUUGACAACAUACGUCAAAUCAUCGAUGCAUGAUUUUUUUGAGGUUAUAUUGCAGACGUAUUUCUUUGACACUAAUACCAAAAAUAUAGUAGAAAAUGAGAAGGUAGCAAUGUGAUUCAUAACCUUUGAAUUGUGAUACGUGUAAACAAAUGUAGGUAUAUUGUUUGAUAAUAGUGAUGUAUUAUUUAUUAUUAAGAUGAUACAUAUUAAUUAUUGUGUUAUGGUACGAAAUGAAAUUGAUUAACUUCAACAUUGACCCUUCGGUUAAGAAUUUAAAUGAACAAGUGAUAUGGCUGAAUUAAAGAACGAGGAGAAAACUGUAUUGGAAGCAGGCACUGUAUUUUUAUUAAUGAAGAGAGGAUUUCCAAUCUCCCGCAAUAUAAGAGCACAAUGGAUGUUAGAACAUUUGGAUUGUAUAAUAGAAAUUCAACAGUCUAAUACUAACUAUGAAGAUGCACCGGAGUUGGAAAUUGUAUCAGUGUUACCAAAUGGAUCACCUGCAUCUUGGUCAAUCGAUACUAGUCAUCAAUUUCUGUAUAAAGUUUUAGGAACAACUUCUAUCAUUUUUCUAGCACAUAAGUAUAGAAUGGUUUUUAGUUUGGAUUUGAGUCCAUCGCUUGCUGCCAUUGAUAUACAGCAUGGAGCAAUUGUUAUAGAUGAAGUAUAUUUAGCUACAAAAAUCUAUCUUGAAAGAAUAACUAGACCGUUUACAAUUCCAGGAAGUAAGCGUAUAUUACAACCUGAGAUUUUUGUGACAGUGAUAGCGCAUACACCGUUUCUUACAAGUCCGGCCCAACAAGUGUUGGUACAAGGAUGGCUGCUUACUGCCAAUAAUGUUAACAAUCUAAUACAACAUUUAGAAAAGCAAUUAAAUUUAUUAGAAGAAAAAGUAUCUUUUGUAGCAGCUAUCGCUAAUCAACAAUUGGAAACUUUGAAGGCUGAAAAUGAGCGUUUAGUUGGUGGUCUUUUCGAAGAUGGUACUAGUUAUUAUAAUAAAAAUAAUAAUUGCGUCGGUAAUACUGCCAUGAUUUUACCGGAAGGUAACUUUAUUAACAUGCUGCGAUAUGGAAUGUUAGCUCUUACUUUGUUACCAGAACAUAGCUGUGCGCAUUUGAUUAUUAUCACCGAUGGCAUAGUUAGUACAACAGACGUUCACGUAUUAGAUCCAAUUAUGCAACAACUGCGUGCAACAACUGUUGCAUGUAGCUUUGUACAUGUGGGUAGCAUGUACCAUCCACAUUGUGCGGAUGGAUUAGUUCCUUAUCAGGAUCUAUUGUGUUUUCUCGCAUCUGCAACUUUAGGAAGUUAUAUGACUUAUAUGCCACAAAUUGUACCUGAACCGGAGGAAGAUAUUAAUAUAUAUCAUAAAAAUAUUUUCUGUUGGCAAUUGUAUCGCGACACGUGUAAUUAUACAAUUCCAACUAAACAAACCAAGUGGCAUUCUAACAAUACAUUUUUUUAUGGACACAAACCUCCUCAUCUUUUAAGAAAGAAACAGAUUGACGAUCAAGUUACCUGCACUUUGAGUAGUUUAUUGUGUUGUCGUUUGCGAGAAGGAUAUUUAAUUAAAAGAGCGACAAUAAGAGAUGAUAUUCUCGAAAUAUGUUUUGUUCUUUUAUGGAAAAGCAAUGUUUUUUUGGAACAUUUGGUAACGUGUCCCUGGUCUUCAAAGUCUCUGUCUGUUUCUAACACUAUACAAUAUACAAUUACCAUUGAAGCACCUUAUGAAUUUCUGCACGACAUAACAUGUUUAUCCAAGAAACCAUUAAAAUCGCAAUAUCGUCAAGGGGUAGUAUCACGUUUUUGGGUAGCCAUUAAAUCUUUAACUGAAAGUGACAAUAUGUUGGCACACUUUAGUUGGUUUCCUGGAUCUGGUUGGAGUUGGUACAAUAUACCAGAUACUAUUAGAAGUGGAAUGCCUGUAUUUAAUCUAUCAGCUCACCCUGUGCCUAAUACACUUCAGCUUAGCGAUGCUGCCUGCCCACAGUUCGGACAAAUAUGGCAUCCAGUAGUAUCAAUGGAAAUUACACAAUGGGCACGUUGGAUGCACACGCAAAGGAUCACAUUACUUUUAUCGCAUGAUCGACUAUUACCGAAAUAUUUGCAUCAAGCUAAUCAGAAUGGAAGAUUUCAAUGGAUUCAAUGUCGUCAAGCAGCUGCUGUCCUGUAUGCCAUGUUGAAGACUUGGGCAACAUUUGUACUCGUUGAGAAUCAUACAUAUGUCCAGUUUAUAUACAAAGAAGUAGAAAAGCCACCAGUUGCAUUUUCAUUAAUACGUGUUAAUUGUAAGGCCCUCUGCGUCGUGUUAAAUAUUGCAUUCACAGGUGGGACCGAAGGUGGUGUCAGGCAUAAUGUUGUGGUCGAUCUUAUAGAAAGAUUAUCUCAACUAACUUUGCCAAAUAGACCAAUGGAAUAUCGUGAAACUCUUUGUUGCACGGUUAUACAUAAACCUUUAGAGAAAAUUUUGAUACGUUAUGAACGUGUACCUACGGAUCCAAGUACUAUAGUCUUUCCUGAUAAUGCUCAUACGAAUUCUAGUAGAAAUUCAAUGAUAUUGACCAACAAUCAUACAACAACCCUAUCAAGAUAUUUGUAUCAUAAUCGAUGGCUGUGGCACGUUAAACGACCCUUUGUACAUAUCGUUCCUGGUAUUACAUUACCACGAUUGAAUAUCACAGCGAUUGCCAGGAUUCUCUCAACUAUUACAAAAAUGCGUUUAGAGGAAGGUUUCUAUUUCGCUUAUUCUGCGGCUGGUAUCAUAAGUAUGGUAUUGGAAGUAAACAUGCAAGGUCUUGAAAAAAAUUCAGAACACUUUCCGUGCAUCAUACAAUAUAUCCUAUUUCCACCCCAAGUAGUAUUGAACAAUAAUUUAGAAGCAGAUCAAUCUGAUGAAGAUACCGACGAAGGUACUGUGGAUGGUGAUCUUAGUACAGAUGACUGCGAAGGGUCUGGUGAUUUUCAAAUAAUCACAGAAAUCUGGAUCGAACCUCAAUAUGGUCAUGUAGGUAUGUUGAAUAGGCAUGCAGCAGAUUUCUUACACUCUCUACAAUAUCAUCAACUUCCUAAUGCGAUCGCUCGCAUAGACGAAGAAUGCGUGAAUGCACUUCUAACACUCGAAUACCUGAGCCAACUUUGUCAGGUGACGCCAAUGGAAAAUGGCAACGAGGUGAUUUCCGGUCAGGGUUUUCAAACAUUAAAAAGCAGCGAUCGUAGCGUUGAUUCCAAUGGUCAUGGAAAUUCUGCAGGAUGUUUUAAAGGAUCUACGAUGAUCGAUGAAAGGAUACAUCAUAUGCAUUUCACCUUUGAUGCACUUAGUAUAUUACCUAAAUGCCAACAAGGAGAAUUAAUCUUUUCCAUGUUUGCCAAUGAUCAUGUUGAAGAAGGAAGACAAAGUGCUAACAGGAUUCUCAUGGAAGGAUUUUUAAAACGUGUUAAACAUUUACAUAACAAAGAACUUCAAUUAACAAAUAUCCAAUCGCAAAAAUUUACGGAGAUGCUUUUCAAUAGGCCACGUGAAGAGGAUUCUAAUUCGAUAUUUUUUUCAAAAGAUGGGAAUAAAAAAACUGAGAUUCCAUUGGAUGUUCAUCCACAUUGGCGUUGUUUUGUCAAAGGAAUAAGUUCGACCCACGUGAUCAUGACAAUUUUACCAGCAUCCGAAAAAGAUGUUUAUCUUUUAGCACAUCAUAAAUAUCAAAAAGAAAAAGAAUCAUCAUUCAAUGACAAUAAUUCUUCAUCUAACGUUGAUGUAAACGAGAUCAAUUGUUCUACGGAUAAUAAUAUUUAUGAAAAUAAUACUGCAGAAUCUUUAGAACAAUCAUCAUUGGACAAUAAUAUUAAUAAUCGAUCUAAUACACCUUUUGAAAGUACAACGAAAAUCAUCAACACUUCGGAGAGUCUUUUGAUUCCCGUUUACGUUUACAAUUGUUCGUUGACAUUAUUGAUCGAUGCGUUGAUAGAAAAAUUGGAAUCACCACGUAACAAGGAUAUUUAUCAGGAUCAUACAUUUCGAAUUGGUCAGAAGGAUCGUGAAGAAUUUAUUCAUUCUAAAUUAAUAAACAAUAUGAAAACAUCCUCACCUGAACCGAAAAGUGAGGAUUCUGACAAUACAACUAGCGAUCAAAAAAGUUUAAUGGAACAUUGCAAGAUAUUAAAUUUCGCUCAUUGCCAUUGCUACGUAGCUGCCGUUUACAAAUCUUUAGCACUUCAGCAACCAUUGAGUUACGAGGACAUGGAAGCAGCUGUUGAAUUAUGCGAAGAAAGUUUGAUAGAAAUAGAUAUUACUAAUUAUUUACAAUCAGUCUGCAGACAUUUGAGUAUAUCUCAAGAUGGUAACUUGUUGAAUCAUUUGAACAGCAAUGUUUGCUGUGACGUUAAACCCUUGCACGAUUUGAUAAAAGAUAAGUUUGAAAGUAUGAUAACUGUUGCCUUCAGACCUGUACCAGCACAUCCAGAAUUUUAUUAUUGUUCGCCAUUGUGGGUUUCAAAAAAAACUGGUCGAGCUAAUUUUGAAAGAUCUGACGACAGUGACGAUGAUUUUACAUUUCAUUCGGAAAUUGAUUGCAAAUUGGAUGAUUCCUCGCGUCAAGAAAACGAAGAUGGAGACGCAACGGGUUCCAGUGAUUUUCGGAAAUUACCAAAUUGCGUGUACUCAUCUGAUACUUUCAAUAACGAGUUACAAGAUGACAAUAUCUGUGACAAAGAACAACCAUUAUUUUUAAGAUUAAGUUGUUCGAUAUAUUUCCGUUCCGGAUCUAAAAGUACACUCGUCAAUUUACUUCCCACGUGUUUAAGCGAAAUUAUACAAAGGAUGGAUAUCGAAAAUGACGACACUGAAAUGGAUUUGACCAAUUUGAGUAACAUCAAAGUAACCUUGGGUAUUAUUUGUUUGAAUUUACCCAGAGAAGUGGUAGACGUUACUGCAAAACGUUGCAUUAAUAUAAAAAAUAAUUUAUUUUUUGAUACCACAAUGGACAACAACGUUCACGUUGUUGAAUAUGAGAGAAGUUUGAGUGAUGAAAAGAAAUCAGAAAAUUUGCCUGACAGUAUGAAACAUCUUCCGUUACAUCAACACAGUGCUAUCACCAAUUUGACUUAUGAAAUUGAAUGGUUGUUGCAAGACGAAACGGCUACUGCACUUUUGGAUCGUUCAUCACCGACGGAAAAAACAUUGAAAUUCGUUGCACGUCACGUUUCAGAAUCAACCGAACGAACCAGUUGUUCAAUGGACAAAGUACCCCUGCAUUUUGUAUUUCCAUCGGAGAACAGUGUACUGAAAUUUUUAGAAGAGUUGCAAAAAUUGAAAAUCGAUCGUUAUUGUAUACAACAGGAAGGUUUUUUGUAUUAUUUUAUUAAAAACACGCAAGAUUUAGUCGACGAAUUGAACGAUAGCGACAAAGUUUUGAAUUUCAAGGACCAUGUUGUAAUAAGGAAAGAUGAUAUCAGCGAAAAUAUUGAGCAAAAUGUAUCCGGGGAACUUCGAAAUUCUGGAAAGUUUGACUCCACCGAUCCACCAGGUUGCUACUCUGACGUUUCCAGCAUCGGUGAAGGUAAAAUAGGUACGGACGAUGGUUACGAAGGUGAUAGCAGUAAUUCUGAAGAUGAUUUGCAAUGGUUGAUAGAACUUGAUAAACGAAGAGACAGUCUACCGAAUUUUUGGUUAAUUUUGCAAGUAGAAAGUAGCCACGUCAAUGUAUAUUUUCAUUGCAGGUUCCUAGAAUUGGUCUCCCCCGAAGUAGAUUGUUACAAAUUGAUACAAAAGAUGGUGGUCAAUCAAAUCAAAGUUAUUUGUCGUCGUGUCAAUCAAUACUUGCUACUUCAAAAUCUUCACGACACGCGAGUAUGCGAUGCCCUUUUAGAACCGGAAGUUAACGAGGAUCACGCUUGGAGAGGUGAUACGAGUAGCGAUUCGGGUGGUUCGUUGCAAAGCAACAAUUCGAUUUUAAACUUCGCACCAGGCAUGUUUCGUUGUCCUGUAGUUUGGGAAGUACCAUUUUAUUUACAUCCACGUUUGAAAACUGGUCCAGGAAGGUCUGGUCUUUCACGUGGUAUCAAAGCACUUCAUGGUGUUUUAAAUUGGCUCUCAGUUAACAAUCGUAGCAACAUGUUUGUAUAUCAAGAGAACAAUAAGAACGUGUUUUACUUGAGACUUCAUGAACAGACCAACGAUGGGAAACCACUUCAAAACAAACUUUCAGAAAGUGACGAGAAGUUGACAGUUUCGAGAAGCAACAGUGCAGCAUCUUUAUCACAAGCCAAAGGAAUUGACAGUUCAAAUGAUCAUUCUCUAACAAAUGACACUAGACCUAGAGUCCGAUCUUUUGGUGAAAAGGAGUCAGACAUUUUGAACAAAGCUGGUGAUUCGAUCAUAUUGAAGGUACACGGCAUUUCCGAAGCUGGACCAUUGGUCAAAUGUGACUUGGUACAAGUUUUACAAAAUCGUUUAGACGAUGCCGUAUUCGAAGUCUUAUCCGUUAUGUUGGCACGUAAUCCAAUGUGCAAAUUAACACCUGCAGACGUUCACUUCAUUCAAAAACCAUACAAAAAUCCUGAAACAAUCGUACAAUUGUCCGUACAAUCGCAUUGUUUACUUCACAUGGCUGCAUUAGGACACUACCUGAGACAAAACUUAUUACAAUUUCUUUAUAUACCUAAAUAUACCGAUCAUAGAACGUGUUAUCACUUUCAAGACUAUUCUCAACCGGAAGGUUCAUCUAACAGGGUUGCAGAGUCUGAUAUAUUUUUAUACAAUCAAAGUCCGUCGAGUGGUAGCAAAGGAAUAGCUUGCAUAGCUUUAGCAAUUGCUGAUUCAAAGAAUGAAAAUAUUUCUCAGAUAGAUGAUGAAGUGUCCUGCGACGUGGAUCUUCGUGAACAAUUGAAAAGUGAAAAUUUUGAGAACCUAGUCUCCACUUCCAUUUGCACGAAUAAAAGUAACUCGAAACAGGUGAUAGAAUUUAGAAUUUGGAAACAGGGUAGAGUAAAUUUGGAAGCUUUGUUACAAAAAUUGUGUGCUGCUGUUAGAUACGCAACAUGGGAUUUGGUUACUGAAUACAAUCUCUUGUCAACGGCUCUUACCGAACCAUUAGAAAAUGUAGAUAGAAAUGUUUCAACGGAUGAUAAAGAAACACCUGUUGAAAAUAAACUCAAUCAAUCCAAGGAUCCUGACAAUAUUGUAAUUAACCAAUACGAAUUUGGUGAGGAAGGUAAACUAAAUGAAAUUUAUCACACAAUAUUAACCAAAUGGUUCAAAUAUGCAUUGGAAGUUGGUGUACCUGCUGUGAAAAAACACGAAGUUAUUAUUCAUCAUAGACACUCGAUUCCUGUUAUUGUUCGUGAACUUCAGAAUUUAAUACGUGGUCAUGCACCUGACACAUCGAGCAGGGCAUUCGUUUUAAGGGAUCGUCAGCCAUUUCUCAGUGAAACUGUCAACCCUACACCAAAUCUUUUAGCUUUUUGUGAAAACAAAGAAGCUAGGAAAAGAUGGAUAACCAACGUGAACGAACGUGACAGAACGUUAUCACCUGUUUAUGUGUCAUGUGAUUUUAGUAAACAUGAACAAGGAACUUAUACAAAUUGUAUUCUAAUAGCUAGAAAUUUUUAUCAAUGGAAAGUGUCCUUCGGUAAAACGAUCGAGGAGGAAUUACUUGUUCCCAAAGAUCAAAAGUUAUUACAAAAAUUCAAUCCUUUGAUACUACCAUCUGACUUUGUACCAAGACAGCGAAUAUUAUUGGCUGAAAUUCAAAGUGGCAAUAUAACAUUUUACAUGUACAACUGGUCAAAAGAAAGAUCAGAAAAAUUUAUCAAACAAACGACGAGUUUGGGUACAUGGCUUUCAUCCAGAUCACAACUUUUCACAAAUAUAAUAAUGCAUAAGUUAGGUAUAUUUCAUCAUCAACCAACAACCAAUUAUCAACAAGGUGAACAAAGUAAUUCCCAGUAUUAUCAAAUCACCGAUAUGGAAAGUUUAACGAAAUUUCCACACUCGUCGCAUGGUGAAAAUAAAACUGUUUCCAAACAACACAGUAGAAAUAAUCCAUUACCAUGGAAUCAAUUAGUUGGACAAGCUUCUAAAGAAACUGAGAAUAGUUCUUAUCAUUUGAACGAUGAUAUUGAUCCGGUUGUUAAAACUGCAUACGAUUUGCAAGAUUUUCGUUAUCGUGAAAGAAAAGCCAAAGGUAAAAACGAUUGUACAAUGUUUUAUUUAAAUGAUUUACAUUUAAUAAAUAAUUGUAUUUAUUGUUCAGAGGAUAUGAACAAAUUGUACACGAUAUGGCAAAAUCGUAAUUCAGCAUCCAACAUACCAGUUUGUUGCGACACCUUGAACACAUUUAAACAACAUUCUCGUUUGAUACACUUCUGUCAUACACCAUUAUUAUUUUUACCAACAUGGCGUUUGCAAUCAGCUGCUACCAGAGAUCAUUCCUUGACACCACCGUGUUCACUUGCAUCCAGUAACGUUAGUCAACAAACCAAUGAACAAAUUCAAUUGAAAGAAGAUCCAUCUAAAGCUGUGAUUGUUAAAUGGCAUCGUGAAUUAUGCAACUCAAUGUUAACUGAAUACAAACAGUACUUGCAGAUAUUAGGAUUCAGUCCUAUUCAAGUUGAAUCGCAAGAUAAAAUAGACACUGAACAGAAUCCACAUCAGACGCAUUAUUUGAAGAAAUCCAUGUUAGGUGGAGUUUUGUUGUUCGAAAUUCACUUGUCUCAGCCAUUUUUUAUCGCAAAAUUACGCGUCAUAGAAUGCAAUCGUCUUUCAACCAAAACCAAUAGUGCAAUGGUCAAUCAAUUCGUUUUGAGUUUUGUUGAUGCCUGUGACAAGAUCAAAAUCAACAUGCACCUGCAUUCGUUUACAUACGAUUUUCAUUUACGUUGCAUACACUCGUACAUUGCUGGAAAAGGUUUUUGGUCAUUGCAACAGGGCUACCAUUUGACCCAUUUUCUAGAUGAUUUUAAUAAAUAUUACAGCAAGGCACCCAACUAUGCGAGAAAUCUCGUUUACAGUGACGUGGUCAAUGUGAGGAAUUUGGCUACACCUGCUCGCAUGUUAUACACAUAUUUAUUAGCACACGAGGAAACUUAUGGCAUGCGAGCCUUCGUGAUGUCCAACGAACCUCAAGAAUCUCAGGAAGGUGAAUACGUGUUGUUUAAAUUACAGAGUACUCCAUUGGUUAGUUAUUGUGAUGCACAAGACACCAGGUACACCGAUGACUUCGAUGUAGCUCUGAUAGUUUCAAGAAUUGAACAACCACCAGAAAUCGAAAAAACUGAAAUAACAUUGAAAUAUUAUCUGAUGUUAACGAGCAAACGUGAACUUUAUCCUAAACGUGACUUGGAAAACAAUAAACUAGGCAAAUUUCGUACGGUUUACAGUGUCAUCAAAUUAGCUAACAGUUCAUCACAGCAAGGAAAUUCAUCUGAAUCCAAUUCAAUUUCAACAAUUGUUCAACAACCACCACCACCGUUAGUUAGAAAAAGUUCCAAUCGUGAAAUGAGCACGAAUCCAACGGAUUCAGAUUCGCGUAACAGCGAUAUCGAUUCUAAUGGUAAUUCCAAAGAAUCCGAUGAGAAAAUAUCAGCCAAUAAAACGAUCAAUAAUAUGGCACCAACCCCACCACCCGUACCUAAUUCACCCCUAACUCAAAAUCACAACGUUUUGAACACGUCGAGUUCAUCAUCGUCACCACACUUGGUACAAAUUCGUCAGGAAUCUGUGAAUUAUUUGGGAUAUUAUUCGUCACACGAACAAUUGAUGCAACAAUUGAUCAUGUCACAAGCUCAAGCAGCACGACAACACAUAAUCGACAUGAUAGAACGUGGUGCAUCCCAAUGUAGGACUCAUUUACUUUGGAACAAAUUAUUUGAAAACAAAUCAUCAAUGACUUAUACAGAAUUCAUGGAAUUGUGUUCAUUGGCACACGUAGAACCACUUUCUCAGUUGGAACCACGAAUUAGUCCGCUUAGCAAUCAACCUAUCUCUUGGUAUCAAACUUUGACAAAAGUUCUUCAAAAUAAAUAUCAAGAAUUUCAUAAACAAUUUAGUACAGCUGAUGGAAAUAUAACUCAUCAUUUGAUAUUACAUCAUAGAUCUUUACAAGCUUUUACGAUGUUGACGAUUGAUCUUCACACGUCUAGAGGGGAUCUUUACGUAGUUUAUCGUAAAUUGGCAGAAGUUACAAACGCACCUGUAAAUAUGGAAGACGUUUACAGUUUGAUCGAGGGUUUCAUCAAUGCUUGUUGUUUUCAUUUAUGGACUAGCUUGUGUAAUCAAUGAUCUGAAGUUAGAAAUGUUCGAACUGUAAAUCAUAGAUCUAAUACGUACUUACGAAUAUUCGACAUGAUCGUUAAUAUCGUUUACUCUCGUAAAAGGUGAAUGAUUUUUAACAUAUAUUGUUUUGAUUAACGUUGUUAUCGCCAUUGUUAAAAAAAAAAAAAAACUGUAUCUUUUCAUUGAUCAUUAAUUCUUAUACAUGUCAUCUUUAUUAUUAAUAUUAUUAUUAUUAUUUUUAUUAUCAUCGUCAUAAUUGAUUUUCAAA
Polistes dominula (European paper wasp) is the source of this 11106-nucleotide messenger RNA. Its product is annotated as KICSTOR complex protein SZT2. The record is from RefSeq and is a predicted model, not a curated record. Gene Ontology annotation, cellular component: peroxisome. Lineage: Eukaryota; Metazoa; Arthropoda; Insecta; Hymenoptera; Vespidae.